ACUCCUCCACUUCUGGGCUCUCCAUCCCACGGCCGUCAGCCACGCACUUCACCUCCCUCUAACUCCCGCUCCUUUUCCACCUCCUCAAAUCUCUACGUAAAUAAAAACUGUAUUUUUAUACGUAUAAAAUACGUAAAUACAAACUUAUAUGAACUCUCUCUUUGCCUUCCUUUAUCUUCUUUACUCUUCAUGCAGUCGACAAAAUGGGAAACCUUUGCACCUGCUUUGCACGUAAACCGGUGAAGAAACGACUCCUCACGAAACGGUUGCAGAACCAGCAAAGCGGACCCAACUCCAGCAACCGGUGGGCUCGGGUCCGAUCGUCGAGGAAAGAACAGCUUGAUGAUACUCUGAUUCAGGAGCAGGCUUUAGCAGCUGCGAUCCUGUUCAGGCAACACCAACAGCAAAACGGGGGCGUUUCGUUGCCGUUUGAUAGGUCUGCUUCAUUGAGGUACCCCAAUUCUUGUUCGGGGUCUAAGAAAGCGGGACAGCUGCCUCGGAGCUCCAGUUCUAGAGCUAGGUCCCUUACUGACCCGCUUUUGCAACCUCAUCAGCUUGUUAACGAGGAUGUAAAGCUUGAUACCUUGGAAACAAAUCAUUUUGUCCUUGUCCAUGGGGGAGGCUUUGGUGCUUGGUGUUGGUAUAAAACAAUUGCACUGCUAGAGGAAGGUGGUUUCAAAGCUACUGCUGUUGAUCUGACUGGUUCUGGAAUUCAUUUAUUUGACACAAAUGGCAUUACCAGUCUCUCACAAUAUAUGAAGCCUCUAACUGAUUUUCUUGAAAAACUUUCUGAAGGCGAGAAGGUGAUCUUGGUGGGGCAUGAUUUUGGUGGGGCAUGUAUAUCAUAUGCAAUGGAGCUGUUUCCUUUUAAAAUUGCAAAGGCUGUUUUUGUGGCUGCAGCAAUGUUGACAAAUGGACAAAGUACUUUUGAUAUAUUUGCCAAGCAGGCAGGUUCUAAUGAUCUAAUGCAACAGGCUCAGAUAUUUCUGUAUGCUAAUGGAAAUGACCACCCUCCAACUGCUAUUGAUCUAAACAAGUCUUUAUUGCGGGAUUUGUUAUUCAAUCAAAGUCCUUCCAAGGAUGUAGCAUUAGCAUCAGUUUCGAUGAGACCAAUCCCUUUUGCACCAGUUUUGGAGAAGCUUUCUCUUUCUGACUUGAAAUAUGGAUCUGUGAGGCGUUUUUACAUAGAAACUCCUGAAGAUAAUGCCAUGCCUAUGGUACUUCAGGAAAGCAUGAUUAACUCAAGCCCACCAGAAAAAGUAUUCCGACUAAAAGGUGCUGACCACUCACCAUUUUUCUCAAAGCCUCAAGCCUUACACAAACUAUUGGUAGAGAUUUCAAAAAUCUCUUCACCUUGAGAGAAUCUAAUUGUUAGAUGUUUUAUGGAAGUGCCACUCGGGGCUUCAUUUGAUGUGGUAUAGGGAAAUUAUUCACUGAAUUUGAGUGAACGUAUAUAUGCACAUACCAUCAAAAAUGGUGUAUGGUGCUCAACCACUAGAUAGCUUAGACCUCUGUAUCAGAGCACAGAAUAUGUUGAUAUCUUUUUCCUUGGCCCUUUUUGUUUUUGUUUUUGGUUUUCCCUUCAAGACAUAUUCAUAUUUAUGCUAGUGAAAGAUUCACACUUCAAAAUAAUGCGAUACAAGCUAUAGUUUUUCCCAAGGCUUGGUGCAUACUAGAAUGCUUGUUUUGUUAAUAUGGUUGUUGAAUCGAGUUCUCUUGUAACAUGAUGCAUCUGAGCUUAAACUUGUUGAAUUGCUGAAAUAAAAGGUUGAUGAUUUAUUGUGGCUUAUAAUCACUAAGGGAUAAGCAGUUCUGCUUCUCGUUGUUGAUGACUCUCCCUUCGGAG
Durio zibethinus is the source of this 1846-nucleotide messenger RNA. RefSeq names its product putative methylesterase 11, chloroplastic. Lineage: Eukaryota; Viridiplantae; Streptophyta; Magnoliopsida; Malvales; Malvaceae. Gene Ontology annotation, biological process: salicylic acid metabolic process; jasmonic acid metabolic process. The record is from RefSeq and is a predicted model, not a curated record. Gene Ontology annotation, molecular function: methyl indole-3-acetate esterase activity; methyl jasmonate esterase activity; methyl salicylate esterase activity.